AUGGACUCGACUCAGAACGACAAGAUCACCCAAGGCGCCGACUUCAAGGGCGCCGAUGUCGAUAAUGUCGAGAACAACUACACCGACCCCAACGCGCCCCGGGCUAUGAGUCCCGAGCGUCGCGCGGCAGUCGAGAAGAGCAUGAAGCGCAAGCUUGACAUGCGAUGCUCUCUGUUUGUGCUCAUCUACAUCAUGAACUACCUCGACAGAAACAACAUCGCCGCUGCCCGUCUCCGCGGUCUGCAAGAUGACCUGCAGCUGGACAACAACGAAUACGCCACCUGCCUGAGUAUUCUGUACGUCGGCUACAUUCUCAUGCAGAUCCCCUCCAACAUGGUCAUCAACAAGAUCUCCCGCCCGUCCUGGUACAUCGCCGCCGCCAUGUUGAUUUGGGGCAUGAUCUCAACCCUCUCCGGCGUCACCACAAACUUUGGAGGCAUGGUCGCCACCCGUUUCUGCUUGGGCUUCAUCGAGGCCGCCUUCCUGCCCGGUGCCCUCAUGAUCCUGUCAAAGUGGUACACCCGCCGCGAGCUCACCACCCGCAACGCCAUCCUUUUCUGCGGCAACCUCAUCUCCAACGCCUUCUCCGCCCUCAUCGGCGCUGGUGUCCUUUCCAACAUGCAGGGCGUCCUCGGCCACGCUGCCUGGCGCUGGCUCUUCUGGAUCGAGGGUGCCGUCACCAUGGGUGUCGCCAUCUCCGCCGCCUUCAUCCUUCCCGACUUGCCCACCAACUCCCGCGGCUUCACCGAGGAGGAGCUCUACGUCGCCCAGCUGCGUAUGACUGAGGAUGUCGGUGAGGCUGACGCCGACUCGGAUGACAUGGGCCCUCUUGACGGUCUCAUCAUGGCCGUCAAGGACGUCAAGAUCUACAUCAUGAUGCUGACCUUUACCGCCUACGUCGUCGGUCUCUCCUUCAACGCCUUCUUCCCUACCCUUACCCAGACCUUGGGCUUCGGCUACGUUCCCACCCUGCUUAUGAGCUCCCCUCCCUGGGCCUUCUCCUGCCUUAUCUCCCUCAUCAACGCCUGGCACGCCGAUCGCACUCAGGAGCGCUUCUGGCACAUUGUCGGCCCUAUCUGCGUCGGUCUCAUCGGUUUCGUCAUCUCCAUGUCGACCCUCAACGUCGCCGCGCGCUACGUCGCUCUCUUCCUUCAGGCCAGCUCGUACGCCGGCUUCAUCGUCUUCUACUCCUGGAUUUCAUCCUCAUUCCCGCGUCCCCCUGCCAAGCGUGCCGUUGCCAUCGCCAUGAUCAACGCCUUCUCCCAGCUUGGUAACGUCGCCGGAUCGUACGUCUGGAACCUCAAGGAGAAUGGCUUCCGCAAGAGCUACGGUAUCGUUACUGCCAUGUUCGGUGUCACCAUUGUUGGUUGCUACAUCUUCAAGGUCAUUCUUGACAAGCUGAACAAGGAGCUUGAGCAGAGCGAGGCGGCUGAUACCGCCAACAACACCAGCGCGGAGGAGGCUGAGGCUUCGCACAGGCUGGGCAAGGGUUUCAGAUACCUUGUCUAA
This is a messenger RNA of Colletotrichum abscissum, 1509 nucleotides long. RefSeq names its product major facilitator superfamily transporter. Gene Ontology annotation, molecular function: transmembrane transporter activity. The record is from RefSeq and is a predicted model, not a curated record. The transcript is spliced from 2 exons. Gene Ontology annotation, cellular component: membrane. Gene Ontology annotation, biological process: transmembrane transport. NCBI's taxonomy places the organism in Eukaryota, Fungi, Ascomycota, Sordariomycetes, Glomerellales, Glomerellaceae. The coding region runs from base 1 to 1509 and encodes 502 amino acids.